Enterobius vermicularis (human pinworm) is the source of this 672-nucleotide messenger RNA. The record is from the annotation of a GenBank genome assembly. Lineage: Eukaryota; Metazoa; Nematoda; Chromadorea; Rhabditida; Oxyuridae.
AUGAAUUCGACACUGGUCACAUAUUUAUCUGAAGGUGAAAAUUUGGUAGCAAGAGCAGUUGGAAAUUCCGGUGAUUUCUGGAUUGGUUUAAAGAAAACAGAUGGUGAAUGGCAGUGGGAUGAUGGAUAUCCUCUAAUAUAUCAAAACUGGUUGAAUGAUAAUGUAACAAAUCUUAAGCGAAAGAAACUUGACUGCGUCCAGGACAAGUUUUAUAAGAUUUGGGUUGAUAGACCAUGCUCAGAGAAAGCUUCCUUUAUCUGCCAGUAUGAAGCGCAGUUUACCUGUCCUGAAGGAUGGAGGGAAUAUAAUGGAGAUUGCUAUAUUUUUGAACGUACUGCUAUAGCUCUGCCAGAAGCAGAAAAAUAUUGUGCACUUAAUGGGGCAGAAGUAACAGAUGUAGUUUCGAAAGAAGAACGAUUGUUUUUAAAAGAAGUAUCUGAGCAGAAUCCUCAUUGGGUGCAGUUCAGGACGCAGGGCGGUAAUCAGAAAAAUGCAAAGCGGUUGGACAAUAGAAGAUCAGAAAAUGAUUCUUUGACUGAAAAUAACAGGGAAAUCAAACACGUAAUAGCUACCUCAGAAGGUUGGAAAAUUCCACAUAAAUAUACGCUUACUGCAGCAGUGAUUUGUAAAUACAAAAGUGGUCAUCUGCCUUCUGGUGAGACACAACUCUAG